Phymastichus coffea is the source of this 1890-nucleotide messenger RNA. RefSeq lists its product as uncharacterized. The record is from RefSeq and is a predicted model, not a curated record. Lineage: Eukaryota; Metazoa; Arthropoda; Insecta; Hymenoptera; Eulophidae. The transcript is spliced from 2 exons. Bases 309 to 1526 code for a protein of 405 amino acids.
UUAUCAUCGUUGCAACUAAAUUUGUUACUCACAAAGGUUUCUUUUAAUGCGCGCACAUCAAACAAAUUAAGUGUAAUGAACAUAAAUACGUAUUACGUAGUCGCGACCGCUUAAUCUCAAUUUUUUUUUUCGCUCCGUCGGAGGUGGACGUCGUUAAUUUUUAUCAAGCGCGUGGCUGAAAUGAAUCGUCGAAAAAGUCGCCACGAGACACCCACGAAUGCACGAAUUUAGCUUACUUCGUGUUAGUUUGCAUCCGGUAAGCAGCGGAGCCCAACGUUCGCUCUCAAAACGAAGGAAGGAAAGAAAGAAUGAAAACAUUAAUCGUGAUUAUCUCGGCAAUAAUUCGUCUGAGUUACGGGCAAUCGGCAACGAUCUCGAAAACCCAUAAUUUCCGUGGCAACAACUUCGCAUUCCAGCGCUUCUCCUUCGAGAACACGACGUUGUUUUACGCGUUAUGCGAUCGGCUGGAAGACAGCGCGGCUAAGCAAUGCAGUGUCGUGCGCGAGAUCAACGCGUUCGACAGCUCGAGCGACGCGACUUACUGCGACUUGACGCUGGAAACCGACGACCCGCUGCUGGUGAUCGACAGCAAGCUCCUCGUGGUGGCCCUCGGACCCGAGAGAGUCGUCCUAGUCUGGCUGGAAAGGUCGACGGUCGAGUUUGAAUCGUCGCUGAGAAUGGCGAUAAUACGGAUGUCCGAUUGCAAGAUCGCGGAGGCGGCGAUGGACUUCGAGGGGGCGAUCGACGACUACUCGGUCCACCUGGACUUCGUAGCUUACGUCGACACCUAUGAGCUCGUGGCCAAGAACUUGUCCGUCUGCAGCGACGUUUCCAUCGACGGAUACUGCAGACUCACGUACGACACCGAUGGUAACAGAGUGGCCGGUCCAGUGGCUUGGUUCACGCCGCUGUUCGAGGAAAUCGAGUACGUCGUGUCGGUGGCGCCUCGCUCGCCCGACAGGGGACACUUACUGCUCGCCAGCGAUUACGGGGAUUAUCACGUUUAUCUCGUGAAGCGAAACGGCAAACAGGUGUACGAGCUCGGCGAGGAUCCGUCGUCCGACGACGAUUAUCGGAUAGCGGCCUUCAACGCGGCGAGCGAUGCGAUCGGCAUGUGCUAUCACGGUCAUUCCAAAUUUUACUGCUGGCAGUACGACCACACGGGCGACCUUCGCGCGAUCGUCGAGUUUGAGAGCGGACUGACGGCGGAUUUGCGCAGCGCCACCAUGCACAACACUCCCGACGGUGGCUUUAUCAUCAUGACGGUCUACUGCACCAAUUUCACUUGCCGAGGAGUCGACGAUCGAUACUAUCUGACGAAAGUCGAUGCUCUAAUGGCAGUCAGUGGCCCGAGGGAGAUCGACGCGAUUCGUUGUAACGAGGCGGAGAGUUCGGCUUGGGCACAAUUUUUUCAGAAUGACGACGCCGAUUACUGUCUCGCUCGGCUUUGUUGGAACAAUGGCGAAGAUGCAAGACUGGAUGUUAACACGCAGUGUUAUUCGGAUAAGUUUUUCAGGCAGCGCUGAUUUGUCGAAUCGACGAAGUUUCGCGAAUCUCUCGAUUAAUUACUUUUGUUUAUUAUGUUCUGCUGAAUGAUACCAAGAUAUUUUUUCCUUUAUAAAUGAGCACUAAAAGCCGAUAUUUCUGAAGUAAUGUAUUUUUAUCUGAGUAAUUUAAACGUUAAGAAAGUCCCUUUUAUUACUGAAAAUUGAAAAAAAAAUCGAAAUUGUACAUGUUCCGAAAUAAAAAUGCGAUUGGAAGAAUAUUUGUAUUUUAUAAAUUAAUUUUGAAUUUCGCAAGAUGUACUGACUUGAAAUUGUUUCCGCCGCUCCGAUCUGAAUUUCCUAUUGAAAUUCAGUACUUAAAUAUAACUGUGCAUAUUACGAGUAG